Molecule: messenger RNA, 2160 nt
Organism: Ahaetulla prasina
Lineage: Eukaryota; Metazoa; Chordata; Lepidosauria; Squamata; Colubridae
Gene: IGFBP6
Product: insulin like growth factor binding protein 6
Exons: 4
Coding region: 531-1301 (256 amino acids)
Biological process (GO): regulation of insulin-like growth factor receptor signaling pathway
Cellular component (GO): extracellular region
Molecular function (GO): fibronectin binding; insulin-like growth factor I binding; insulin-like growth factor II binding
Source: RefSeq, a predicted model, not a curated record
CCAGCACCGCCAUACACACAAGCCACAACUCCGGGAGGUAGGAGGGACGAUUAGGCAGGGUUUUUUUGUUUUUGUUUUUUUGCACCGGGGCACUCUCUGUCCUUUACAUCGGCGUUCUUUAGGGUACCCCUGCCUUGCUUCCACGCAUCAUCUCGAAGUCCGCCCGGGGGAGGUGGGGGGCGGAGGUUUCCCAAAAUCCUAUAUUCCAGGAACGACGUUAACACGACAAGAAGGCAGUUCUUCGUCCGGUGCAGCGCAGCCCCACCCGCCCCAAAAACUUCAAGCUUUUUGAGUGGAUCUCCUGGCUGGAAUUGGUCGGGUUGCUCCCUUUCCGAGGAGCUGCAGAGAGGGAAAGGCAGGUCGGCUUUUUUGGCAGCCCGCAACCACACCCUGCCGGCUGGCGGCCGUCCAACCGGGCUGGCUACACCUGGCGCGGAAGGAGGCCGGCGAGCCGUGGGCUGGACGCGGCAUUUAAGAGGCGCUCGGCUGCAGCGCGCUGUUGCCGAGCGCUCAGCCCGGGUCAGUGCACGAUGUUCCUCGCUCGAUGCCUGGGGACGGCGCUCCUGCUUUUGCUGGCCCCGACGCGGGGAUGCGUGGCGGCAGCUGCUGCUGCUGCGUCAGAACCCGACGGCGACACCGGGCCCGCUUGCCCUUCUUCUUCUUCUCCGGCCGGCUGCGAUUCCCCCGAAAGCGACCGUAAAGCGACUUGCGACGACGAGAAAGCCUGCGGAGUCCGGGAGGAAGGCGAAUCCUGCGGCGUCUAUACGCCCAGCUGCGCCCUCGGGCUGCGCUGCGUCCCUCGGCCAGGCGAGCGGACGCCUUUGCAAGCCCUGUUGCGCGGGAAGGGCAUCUGCUUGGCCCCGCAACCCAAGAGAGGAGGCGGCAAGAACCAGACGGAGAUGGAGCCCGUUGCAGGUGAUGGCAGAAGGGAAAAUUACCAGACAGAUAAUCCAACUCUGGAACCUCUCCUCCUUCAAAUCCAAGACCCUUUGCCAGAUGUCGUGGUGGACAAAUCCCAGAUACAACAGGACCCCCUAAAUAAUGGUAUUAAACAGGAAUUUGAUAUGGGUCCCUGCCGCAGGCAUUUGGCAGCCAUCUUGCAGGAGCUGAAAGCCCCCCUCUACAUGAACGGCGAAGAUAUCUUCAUUCCCAAUUGUGACACCAAAGGCUUUUAUAGGCGAAAGCAGUGCCGGACUUCCAAAGGUCAGAAGAGAGGCCGAUGCUGGUGUGUGGAUAAGAGAGGCCAUCUGUUGGAAGGGCUGGAAGAGAGCCCCCUCUGCCUGCUUGCUAACAAUGACUGAAGAUGCAGAAAAGACCGGAGGCCACCAUGGUCCAGCAGCAGCAGAAUUCUUGACUGAGGGGACUUCGUUUUAUUAGAACAGUCGUGGAAAAUGUAUGCUUGUAAUUUAUUGCACAGUUGUUGCCUUGUUGGGAUCCUGCCUUCCCUGGGAUAACUUUGGAGCUCUUAUGGUGUCUAAUAAUACUCUACAAAAGACUGCUCAGAGAAAUAGCCAACUGGGGUCUUGUUAACUGCAUGACCGAAGAGAGGUGUUGAAUAAGCUACCAAUAGUUGCAUUAUAGCAAUAAUGCUGGCACUUGAAUCAAUUCUCUUAUACCAGUAAAGAUGCUUAUACAAGUAAAGGAACAAGAAUAGCCAGUUCCUGGAGGUGCAAUAUAUAUACUUGGGCUACCUUCUAUAAAUUGUAUAGGGAGAUCAGGAUUUAUCUUAUACAUGCUACCCAAAGAGAUGUGUUUUGUGGAAGGGGUUUUUAAUAGCACAAUUGUAGUACUCAUUAAGGGUGACAUAGGAGGAAGUAAAAUUUGGCCAAGUUUUUAAUGGCCCUCAUCUACAAUUUAAGCAAGAAAAUGAAAGUGAUACAGAUACUGGAAAUGAGAUGUAUGGAAGUUUUAGCUGUACCUUUAAUGUUUUUCGCACUCUCCCUUGUGUUCUGUUUCAUGGCUCUCCCCAGCAUAUCCUUUUAAAGAGUUAUCUAGAUGACAGGAAAACCUGAAGCUGCCUUCCCCGCAGAAAAGCAGUGGAUGAUGGAUUGUCCCUAUUUGCCAUAACGUGCUUUAAUUUAAUGUGUUUAAACAGAUAGGUCUCUAUUUCUAUAUGUUUUACUAUAUGUUUGGUUUCAAUAAAUUGGAUGAUUAUGCCAU